Molecule: messenger RNA, 1059 nt
Organism: Solanum pennellii
Lineage: Eukaryota; Viridiplantae; Streptophyta; Magnoliopsida; Solanales; Solanaceae
Product: 40S ribosomal protein S8
Exons: 5
Coding region: 154-816 (220 amino acids)
Biological process (GO): translation; maturation of SSU-rRNA from tricistronic rRNA transcript (SSU-rRNA, 5.8S rRNA, LSU-rRNA)
Cellular component (GO): ribosome; cytosolic small ribosomal subunit
Molecular function (GO): structural constituent of ribosome
Source: RefSeq, a predicted model, not a curated record
AUGAUAUUAGCCCAAGAAUGAAAAGCCCAGAAAAGUCGUAACAUUCAGCCCAGCCCAUAUCUUUAAGAACAUUCAAAAUGUUAGGGUUUUAGUGUUGUUCGUUCAAAGCGGAAGAGUGGUGUGUGAGGGAGUGCGGCUUAGUUCUCAGUAACCAUGGGUAUCUCACGAGACUCUAUGCACAAAAGGCGCGCCACCGGUGGCAAGCAGAAAACAUGGAGGAAGAAGCGAAAGUACGAGCUUGGCCGUCAGCCUGCUAAUACUAAGAUCUCUAGUAACAAGACAGUCAGACGCAUUCGUGUUCGUGGUGGCAAUGUUAAAUGGAGGGCACUAAGAUUGGAUACAGGAAAUUAUUCAUGGGGUAGCGAGGCUACCACCCGUAAGACUCGUAUCCUUGACGUGGUCUAUAAUGCCUCAAACAAUGAACUUGUUCGCACACAGACUCUUGUCAAGAGUGCAAUCGUGCAGGUGGAUGCAGCACCCUUUAAACAGUGGUACCUCCAGCAUUAUGGUGUUGACAUUGGUAGGAAGAAAAAGGGGGCUGCUGCGAAGAAGGAAACUGCUGAGGAGGGAGAAGGUGCUGCCGCUGAGGAAACUAAGAAGAGCAACCAUGUACUAAGAAAAAUUGAGAAGCGCCAGGCUGAGCGCAAACUUGAUUCUCACCUUGAAGAGCAAUUUAGUUCUGGUAGAUUAUAUGCUUGCAUCUCAUCUCGCCCUGGUCAGUGUGGCAGAGCUGACGGGUAUAUCUUGGAGGGCAAAGAACUUGAGUUCUAUAUGAAGAAACUACAGAAGAAGAAGGGCAAGGCUGCAGCUGCUUAAUUGGAGCUCUUUGAAUUUAGAGGCUAAUUUAUAUGUUUCUUUUUCCUUAAACAAGUUGGUUUUGUGAGGAUAUUUUUCUAUAUUCAGUAUUCUUUAAUCUUACUAUGAGUUGACAUUGACGCCUGAACUACGUUUAUUGUUGGCAUUCAUUACUUGUUUCAGCGUAUUCUGAAUUUUUGGUUGCCAUAUGAACAUAUGCUGCUGGUCGUUCUGGCUGAGUUAGUGUUGCUUUUAUUUCGAUCA